This is a messenger RNA of Xiphias gladius (swordfish), 3968 nucleotides long. RefSeq names its product hook microtubule-tethering protein 2 (gene hook2). The transcript has 23 exons. NCBI's taxonomy places the organism in Eukaryota, Metazoa, Chordata, Actinopteri, Istiophoriformes, Xiphiidae. Gene Ontology annotation, biological process: cytoskeleton-dependent intracellular transport; cytoplasmic microtubule organization. Gene Ontology annotation, cellular component: cytoplasm; centrosome. The coding region runs from base 164 to 2302 and encodes 712 amino acids. The record is from RefSeq and is a predicted model, not a curated record. Gene Ontology annotation, molecular function: dynein light intermediate chain binding; microtubule binding.
GAGCUGAAAUGCGAAAGGGUUAGGAGCCGCAGGAGGCCAUGAUUGGAUAAUGACUGACGUGGAAAGUGUCAUGAGUGAGUAACAAACUUCGGGGGGAAAAGUCUUGAGAGCCAAAUCCGUCUCUUCUCUGUAAGCUACCGGAGGUUUCAGUUGGCACAGCAGAAUGAAUCUGGACAAAGCAGAGCUGUGUGAUUCACUGUUAACCUGGUUACAGACAUUUCAGGUGCCAUCAUGCAACAGCAAGCACGACCUAACAAGCGGAGUGGCCAUUGCACAUGUGCUGCACAGAAUAGACUCCUCUUGGUUUAAUGAGACAUGGCUAAGCAGAAUCAAAGAGGAGAGCGGGGCCAACUGGCGCCUCAAGGUCAGCAACUUGAAAAAGAUUCUUAAGACAGUGCUGGAAUAUUAUCACGAUGUGCUUGGUCAUCAGGUGUCAGAUGAGCACUUGCCAGAUGUUAACCUUAUAGGAGAGAUGGGAGAUAUCACUGAGCUGGGCAAGCUGGUGCAGCUUGUACUGGGCUGUGCUGUAAGUUGUGAGAAAAAACAAGAGCAAAUCCAGCAAAUAAUGACACUGGAGGAAUCUGUCCAGCAUGUUGUAAUGACAGCCAUUCAGGAGCUCUUAUCAAAGGAGCCUUCAUCUGAACCAGGAACCCCAGAGACCUACGGGGACUUUGACUACCAGUCCAGGAAGUAUUAUUUUCUGAGUGAGGAGACAGAUGAGAAAGAGGACCUGAGCCACCGCUGUCAAGAAUUAAAACAUCAGUUGUCAGUGGUGCUGGAGGAGAAGUCGUCCCUUCAGGCAGAGUCACGGGCUCUGAAGGAGAAGUUGAGCCGCUGCGAAUCUAUGGAUGCCUCCACCACUGCCAUCACUGGCAAGAAGCUGCUGCUGCUGCAGAGUCAGAUGGAGCAGCUUCAGGAGGAGAACUACAGACUGGAGAACAGUAGAGAUGACAUGCAUGUGCGGGGAGAGAUAUUGGAGCGUGAGGUGGCAGAGCUGCAGCAACGUAACGAAGAGCUGACCAGCCUGGCACAGGAGGCCCAGGCCCUCAAAGACGAGAUGGACAUUCUCAGGCAUUCGUCUGACCGGGUGAACCAGCUUGAAGCACUGGUGGAGAGUUAUAAGAGGAAGCUGGAGGAUUUGGGAGACCUGCGCAGACAGGUGCGCCUCCUGGAGGAGCGCAACACCGUGUACAUGCAGCGCACCUGUGAGCUGGAGGAGGAGCUCCGCAGGGCCAAUGCUGUCCGCAACCAGCUGGACACCUACAAGAGACAGGCUCACGAGCUUCUCACCAAGCACUCGGCAGAGGCAAUGAAAGCUGAGAAGUGGCAGUUUGAGUACAAAAACCUUCACGACAAGUAUGUCGCAUUGCGGAAAGAGAAAGAACGUCUUAUCUCAGAAAGAGACACACUUCGAGAGACAAAUGAUGAGCUCAGGUGUGCACAAGUACAACAGAGGUGUCUCAGUGGAGCAGGAGGCUUAUGUGAUGGUGAUGUCACAGUGGGAAACCUUGCUGCAGAGAUCAUGCCUACUGAGCUCAAGGAGACAGUGGUGCGUCUACAGAGUGAAAACAAGAUGUUGUGUGUCCAGGAGGAGACCUACAGACAGAAAGUAGUGGAGGUGCAGGCUGAGCUGGAGGAGGCUCAGCGCAGCAAGAACACCCUUGAAACUCAGAACAGGUUGAACCAACAUCAGAUCUCAGAGCUGCGUUCUCAAAUUGAGGACCUCCAGAAAGCACUCCAGGAGCAGGACAGCAAGACUGAGGAUGCUAUCUCAUCCUUAUUGAAGAAAAAGCUUGAGGAGCAUUUGGAGAAGCUCCAUGAAGCCCACACAGAUCUUCAAAAGAAAAGAGAGGUCAUUGAUGACCUAGAGCCCAAAGUGGACAGCAACAUGGCUAAGAAGAUAGAUGAGCUCCAGGAGAUCCUGCGGAAGAAGGACGAGGACAUGAAGCAGAUGGAGGAGCGAUACAAACGCUAUGUGGAGAAGGCGAGAACGGUGAUCAAAACCCUGGAUCCCAAGCAGCAGCCGGUGACUGUAACUCCUGACAUUCAGGCUCUGAAGAACCAGCUGACAGAGAAGGAACGAAAAAUACAGCAUCUAGAGCAUGACUAUGAGAAGAGCAGAGCCAGACAUGACCAAGAGGAGAAACUCAUCAUUACUGCAUGGUACAACAUGGGGAUGGCACUGCAUCAGAAAGUGUCCAGCGAGCGCCUGGGACCAUGCAACCAGGCCAUGUCCUUCCUCGCCCAGCAAAGGCAGUCCACCAACGCCAGGAGAGGCCUAACACGACACCACCCAAGAUAAAACCUCCAGGCACGAGACAAACAUGCUGAAAUAAAGUAUAGAGAAGAUGAAUUGAUCUACAGCAAACUUCAUCUGAACUCCCGUAACUUUGCCUUUAUACCUUCACUGGAUGCUGCACAUCAGUGUUUUUCAUUCUGCUGCUGCCCCCUGCUGGCUCUUAAUGAUACGGGAAUUUAUUAUUUUCUCUGUGGAGCCCCACAGGAGAGAGAAACUACUGUUAACUCAGCUGUUGAUAAAAUUCAGGGUUAACCUAUGGAAACAGAAAUGAUGGAGUAGAAGGAGUUGUAGGGCCUGAAAAGAGGCUGCCUCACCUUUUAAGGUGACUUUUUAUUUCCUCUUUAGCCUCUUGGACUCACUCCUGUUUCUUCAAGGUCUCUUUUAAAUAUUUUUUUAAUAUCUUUUAUGUUAUACAAUAGGAUGGAAUUUGAACUAGUUUUGUCAAGGUUACAGUUUAAAUGUGGCAGAUGAGGGAAGAGUUAUUAGGGGUAAUACAUUUACUGUAAAUGCUAAAGAAGACAUAAAGCUAUACAAGUUAUAGAGUGCAAACAGAUACAUUUAGCCAUUGUUACAUCUCUCUGGUAUUGUUCAUUUGUUUUGAAUUUUCUCAGAAUUUAUUUUUGUCUUCUAGAUCCUGUGUUUUGAGGUGAGUUUUUUGUUUUAAUUUGAAUGACCUUGAAAAGAUGUAAAGAGCAUGAGAGUUGUUUAAUGGCUUAAGUCUUGUUUUUCUUUUUUUCACUUUAAUUUUCCCUGAACAUAAUGUUCAUAAUAAGAAAUUAUUAGAAUUUUCACAAGAUACACCAAAGCACUUCAUCUUUAGAUGGGUGGGUUUAUUCAUUGCCUCGCUAAACACUCUGGAUGAUACAUAGAUAUAGAUAUAGAUAUGGAUAUAUAGAUAUGGAUAUAUAUAGAUAUAGAUAUAUAAUAUAGAGGAAACUGAAGUUUGAUUUUCUCAAGUGUUCUCAUUUAUUGCCUAUGAUUUUGAUUUAUCCUUUUUUUUUCAUCUCCUUCCCUCUUCCCAAAGAUUGAAGCAGGGUGUUGGUUGUGGGUGGGACCUGAUUGUAUUCACCACUUUAGGCUAAUGUGAACGUAGGUAGCUGGAAGCCUCUUAGUUUAUCACAAAGACUGGAAAACACAAUGUGAAUGAGUCCCUAAUUAUUAUAACACUAAAAAUAAUGACUCAGCUAAUGGCUUUUUAUCACUGCUUGAACUGGAAGGAAAUGUGUACAUCAAUAAGCUGGAAUUCUUUUGUUGUCUGUUGACAGGAAGUCAGAGGCAGAUACAGAAGGUAGAGUCUGCACUAGAUAGCUCAUUUAUCCACACUGCAUCUUUCCUUUUCAACAGAUGUCGUAACUUAAGUCUGUCCCUUAUCAGAGCUGCUGUUUUGUGACUUGUACUACGGCCCUGUAAAUGUUUGUGCUAUGAUCUACACAGACCGAAAUCCUGCUGCUGUAUGCACAUGUUUCUCUCCGGAUGUUUUAUUAUUUUUGAGUUGAUAUUUAUGGUGUUAAGUCAUUAUCUUUACUGCACAUGGUUGUCAGUGUUUGUUUCAUUUAAUGGUCUAGUAGACUAUAGCAUACUGUACUUCACACAGGGAUCUGAGGCAAGUUACAGAUUUGUAGUUCUGUCCGUUGUACUUUUGCACUACAAAUAAACGGGAUCUUAAAAA